Eucalyptus grandis is the source of this 1374-nucleotide messenger RNA. RefSeq names its product protein IQ-DOMAIN 31. Lineage: Eukaryota; Viridiplantae; Streptophyta; Magnoliopsida; Myrtales; Myrtaceae. The coding region runs from base 134 to 1207 and encodes 357 amino acids. The transcript has 4 exons. The record is from RefSeq and is a predicted model, not a curated record. Gene Ontology annotation, molecular function: protein binding.
GUGUCAUUGAAAUAGUAGUCAAAAAGUCUCUGGUUUUCGUGACAUCCUUUUGUCUCCAAAUGCAGUUUCUUCACGAGUUGUUGUCAGGUGUCUACCUUUAAUUUCCACCGGUUAUCAAGUGCCGCAGACUAAGAUGGGAAAAGCUACAAGAUGGUUGAAGGCCAUAUUGGGAAUGAGGAGAGAAAAAUUCAGUCUUGACAGUGCAUAUUCCGUUUCUAGCGACAAGAAGGAGACAAAAAGGUGGAGUUUUAGCAAGUCUGGGAAGGAUUCUGAUGCGCUGAACAAGUAUCGGCCCAGCAGUUCAAUCUCGGAUGCUGCAUGGCUCAAGUCUUACGUUGCGGAGGCGAAGAAGGGGCAAAAUGAGCAGGCGAUUGUGGUCGCAGCCGCCACGGCAGCAGCUGCUGAUGCCGCAGUUGCAGCUGCAGAGGCGGCGGCGGCGAUCAUGAAGCUAACGAGCUAUGGCAGAGGGACCAUGCCGAGAGGUGGGAGGGAGAGGUGGGCUGCAGUGAAAAUCCAGACCACUUUCAGAGGUUUUCUUGCCCGGAAAGCGCUUCGAGCUCUCAAAGGAUUGGUUAAGCUGCAAGCCUUUGUUAGAGGCUAUCUGGUCAGGAAGCGGGCUUCUGCCGCUCUGCGUAGCAUGCAGGCUAUAGUUCGAGCCCAAGCUGCCGUCAGAUCGCAUCAAGCUCGCCAUUCCCUCGACAAAGAGAACCGGUAUUCUUUGGAAAACCGACCCCGGAGAUCCAUGGAAAAAGUUUGUGAUCCAAGAAGUGCAAUCCACAGCAAGAGGUUCUCUACUUCUUCAGAGUUCACGAGCAAUUUCGAAGAGAGCCCCAAAAUUGUCGAGGUCGACACGUUCAAGCCUCGUUCGAGAUUCUGCCAAAUCCACAGCCCGUUGAUGGAAUGCAUCUACGAUGGAUUGGACUAUUCCGUUUCGAAGCAGUACUCCGAGUGGCCCCUCGCCGGCAACGAGUGUAGAACUCCAACGCCGGUUAGGAGCCCCUGUGGAGAUGGCUACUACGGGCCUCGCUCCGAGCUCCCGAGCUACAUGGCGAGCACCCAGUCGUUCAAGGCCAAGUCGAGGUCGCUCAGCGCCCCCAGGCAAAGACCCGAUGAAGGGUCGAAGAAGAGGUUCACGCUCAGCGAGAUCAUCGCCGCCCGGAACAGCGUCAGCGCCAUCGGAAUGCAUCGGUCGUGCUCUCGGUUUUGAGACAUCUUCGAAUGACCGCGAUUCGUUUGCCAAUACCCACGGUCGCUGCCUCUUGCGAAUAGUAUAGAUGUCUCGAUUUAGAGCUUUCAUCUUCAAUUUAGAUGUCUGCAAUGAACGAAGAUCCAGCAGUGUUUUUUUGUGUAGAUUCUUAGUCAAUUUUGGGAGUU